ACAUCUCUGCAUGCGUUGAGCCGAUGAAAAUAGCGGCAAAAGUAGCGAAUGACAGAAGAGGCAAAAAAUCGGGAUCAUAACAAACCACAAACAUCGAGAAAUAUUAAUUAUUGCCGAAAUAAAACUCACAGGUUAUAAGAUGGCCCAAGUUUUAAGAGCCGAGCUGAAUAAUGCUGAUGGAUUCGAGUCUCCAAUCGUCAAUAACGACAACACCAAAAAUCUGUGUUUGGCCUCACCAGUCCCUGAUAUCUGUAAAAAUGACCCCUGCAUGCUGGGAAUUGAUGAAGCCGGUCGAGGUCCAGUGUUGGGACCAAUGGUCUACGGAAUUUGCUACUGUCCGCUUGACUACGAGGCUGAAUUAAAAGUCCUCGGGGCUGUUGACUCCAAAAGUAUUGAUGACAAGAAGAGGGAAGAGAUGUUUGGAAAACUCUGCGAGCAUCCAGAUCAGGUUGGCUGGGCGGUUGAAGUGAUAUCCCCAACAACUAUUUCCAAUGACAUGCUGAGAAGGUCCAAAAUCUCUUUGAACGAGCUUUCACACAACUCUGCCAUUAACCUCGUGAAGCGGGCUCUUGAAGACGGUGUAAAUGUUAAAGAAGUUUAUGUCGACACCGUUGGACCUCCUGAAAAGUACCAGGACAAACUUAGCAAGAUUUUCCCCAAUAUAAAAGUGACUGUGGCCAAGAAAGCAGACGCCAUAUAUCCUGUUGUGAGUGCUGCUAGUAUUUGCGCAAAGGUUUGCCGUGACAAGGCAGUCUCGAACUGGAAAUUCAAAGAAAAUAUUGAAAUUUUUGGAGAUGCCUGGGGCAGCGGAUACCCUGGAGACCCAGCCACAAAGAAGUUUUUGCAAGCAAAUCUGGACCCAGUGUUUGGAUUUCCUCAACUUGUCCGCUUCAGCUGGUCAACUGCUGAGAAAAUCACAGAUGAAAAAUGCGCCCCAUUUGAAUGGAGUGAUGAUGAAGAGGAUGGGGCAGUUGCAAAAACGGCGAGCAUUCAGUCUUUCUUCUCCCCGGCAAAUUCAACCAAACAGAGCAUUCAACUCAGCCACAAGUUUUUCACUGAACGGAAAAUGAAGAGAUGCACAGAUAUGUUCUAAAUCCUGAAUCCACAAGUAUUUUUUCCCUUUUUAAUAAGAAUAAAUUCAAAUUAUGAUA
Molecule: messenger RNA, 1151 nt
Organism: Cloeon dipterum
Lineage: Eukaryota; Metazoa; Arthropoda; Insecta; Ephemeroptera; Baetidae
Product: ribonuclease H2 subunit A
Exons: 7
Coding region: 140-1093 (317 amino acids)
Biological process (GO): DNA replication, removal of RNA primer; mismatch repair
Cellular component (GO): ribonuclease H2 complex
Molecular function (GO): RNA binding; RNA-DNA hybrid ribonuclease activity
Source: RefSeq, a predicted model, not a curated record